AUGUCUGCCGACGCUUCUGAUAAAUCUUUUUGGUUGGCUUACUGCAAGGCUAUUCAGCAAGCUAUCGGACCCAACCCCGGGUCUGACAGCGCUAUUUUCUUUGCCACGAAGGCGCAGAAAGGCCCAGCCGCGUCUCCUCUCAUUCCUCCCGAGUACACAAACUUCGGGAUUUACAAUCUUGCGGACAACCUCUUGUCUGCCAACAAUCUGUUCUAUGUACCGUCGACUCAGAACUCGUACAUCAGAUCGUUGAGAAAUUAUCUCGGCUAUGUUGACCUUGGAGGCUCCCAGAGCCCUGGCGUGGUCACUCGAGUCGUUCUCACUCAGAAAGCCCUGGACGCUGCCCUGACCAGAUGCAACAUGGAGGUCGCCAAAGCUUUUGCAGACUUUCAGCAACAGCAUGGAUUCGGCAUCACUGGAGACCAGAGCUUCAUUCAAUGGUAUCCCACCCACGCGCCGGCAUAUGUGAAUGCCCUUCAAGCCGCCGCUGCUGCUGCUGCCGACAAUAAGUCUGCCCUCAAUGACAUGAGUGGCCCACUUGCGGCUCAGUACAAUUUGGAUAGCGACAAGCUCACUCAAGCCAUGACUAGUCUUGCAGCGACUCCGGGGAUAUCCAUGGCUGCCACUAGCUCCACUCCGUCUUCUGCCCAAGAUGUUCUUAACGCUGUCAACUCGAAUCAGGCUCUCCCAGCUCCCAAAGGAAUCAGAUACGUGCCUGAGUACAGCUCUGAUGAGUAUGUCACGGCUGUGAGUGAUUGGAUCCAAGAUCCCAGUCGCGGCCGACCUGGCAAGAACUCUAUCGAGAUCAAGAUGAGCGAUGGAAAGAACACCAGCGAGAGUCAAUUUGGCCAGGAAACCUUGAGCGGUAGCCUCAGCUUCUCCUAUGCUCCCUGGGUGUCUUUCGGUGCCAACGCAUCUUCUGAUCACGAGGAAAAGCUUGAUCAGAGCAGCUCCAACGAAAAUGAUAUUCAGAUCACGGUCACAUACGAUGAGAUUAGGACCGUGGCUGUCAAUCCUGGAAGUUGGAACAUCGGAGACCCAAAGAGCAGCUACCCUAAGCUGAAGCCCGGCGCCCCAGACACCGUUAAGGUUCUUGUCGCACCGACUCAACUUGUCGUAGUUAGAAAUCUUGGCUACAGAAUCAAGUUCAGCAACACCCUUAAGUCCACUUUCGACAAGAAAGUGUCCGACACUAAGCAGGCUGGGGGCUACGUCCGCGUCUUUGGAAUUCCGAUCCAAGUUGGCGGCGACUUCAAGAAGACUACUAACAACACUUCGCACACUGCUACGUGGGAUAGCACCUCCGGCGAGUUCAUCGUCGCGCCUACUGAUGAGGGUGCUUUUGCUUCUAUCAUUGCCAUCCGUGGCGACAAGAUCAAGACGACCUAA
Colletotrichum scovillei is the source of this 1389-nucleotide messenger RNA. RefSeq lists its product as uncharacterized. Lineage: Eukaryota; Fungi; Ascomycota; Sordariomycetes; Glomerellales; Glomerellaceae. The coding region runs from base 1 to 1389 and encodes 462 amino acids. The record is from RefSeq and is a predicted model, not a curated record. The transcript has 5 exons.